Messenger RNA from Darwinula stevensoni, 573 nucleotides. The record is from the annotation of a GenBank genome assembly. NCBI's taxonomy places the organism in Eukaryota, Metazoa, Arthropoda, Ostracoda, Podocopida, Darwinulidae.
AUGACAAAACCCUCCAUUUUAAUCGCCGAAGACGAAGCCAUCGUCGCCGAAGACCUGGCUGGUAAAAUUAAGCAAAUGGGCUAUGACGUGGCCGGGAUAACCGCAACCGGGGAGGAAGCAGUUGAGCUUGCCAGCCAUCAGCAGCGACCAGGACUGGUAUUGAUGGACAUUCGCCUGGCGGGUGCAAUGGAUGGUAUUGCUGCGGCACAAAAGAUCAUUCGCGAGUGCAAUCUACCGGUACUGUUUCUGACCGCGCAUUCCGAUCCGGAAACGGUCGGGCUAGCGCGACAGACCGGAGCUCAAGGAUAUAUCCUGAAACCCUUCGAGGCGCGUGAACUUCACAUACAGAUCGAGUUGGCGCUCUUCAAACAUGUUAUGGAAAGUGAAUUGCGCUUGAACUUAGAGCGGCACCGCAUCCUGGCGGAAACCAUGCUGCAAGGCGUUGUUCAUAUUGACGCCAGUGGCAAAAUCAUUGCGAUAAAUCCGGCUUGCGAGCGUAUCAUCGGCAAGAACCGCGAGCAGAUCCUGGGCAGUUGUCCAUCGAUCGAGGAAGAUCAAGCCAUUCGCGAAAAC